AGACCAAUCAACAAUUUGUAGUAGGCCGCCUGCGCGCGCAGGAAAGAUUCCCCUUCCCCCCUCUUUUUUCUAGGAAGCGAGAACUGUACGUGAACACGCUGUUAGUCGUGAGCGGUGGACCCACCGGCGAUUUCAGAGGCCGCCAAAACAAAACUAGUGUAUACUUGGUUUAGUGAAAAAGUUGUGUGGAAAAUUUAUCUGAAAUUAUAUACGAUGUAUCGUCAGGCCAUUCUGCAAAUUCUCCCUAAAUGGCAUUUUUGGAACAACAGAGUAUGUUUUUCUCAUGUUCAACGUAAGAACAUUCAGAAGAUCUUAGAAGUUAUAAAGGAAAACAACAGAGCCCAAAAAUUCUGCGGUAUUCUCAUAAAGGCUAAAGAAGUCACUCAAGAAUCUGAUUGUAUCUCUCUUCACCCUCCCGUAGAAAUUUCCCUGAAUAAAGAUGAGUUAGAAGUUCAUUCAAUUAUCUGUGAGCUAAAAGAAAUCAUUCAUAAAGAUAAGCCUGAAUAUAUUCUAAUUGAUACGAUCUUAAAAGCGCUUGGAAAUAGCUCUAAUGAAACACGUCAGCAGCUUAUUUCACUUCUUUUUAGUAUUGAUACAGUUAAUUUCUUGAAUCCCAAGAGCCAGAGUUCAAAAGAAUACUUGAAAUAUUUCAUAAGUGAUGUUGAAUGCUUUUUUAGAAAUGCAAAUGAGAUAAAUCCUGAGAGGAUUUUAGAUACCCAAGGAGCUUUAAAAAUGGUUGAAAAUAGAUUAUUUAAUGAUACAUACCAAGAUAUGUCAAAUGUUGUAUAUCCGUCUUCAAUCUCUUAUUUGUAUUCAAUAGUGCACAGCGUAAUAUUUGACGAAGGUAAUCACUCUGNGCGAAAUUGGUUGAUUAGUUCUUGA
Molecule: messenger RNA, 882 nt
Organism: Parasteatoda tepidariorum (common house spider)
Lineage: Eukaryota; Metazoa; Arthropoda; Arachnida; Araneae; Theridiidae
Source: RefSeq, a predicted model, not a curated record